ACUCCCGUAAAAGAAGGAACGCUCGACGUUCCCUUCGUUCAUUCACAACCACCUGCUCGCCGAGGAAGCAUCUACCCCUCUGGUUCAUCUGACUCUUCGACCCACCGCCGACCAAGUUCAGAGGAAGAGCUCGCCGAUGGACAGAAUGAGGAGCUACAGGACUUCCGGUAUCCCACUGACGGUCGGCGUUUCCGUUUGCGCGCUAAUCCUCCUACUCUUCGCCAGUGGCACUACCCACGCUAAACGUGGUUGCUCAGUGUUUGGUCACUCUUGCUAUGGUGGUCACGGGAAAAGAUUCGAUCCACAUUUGCGAGAUAACGACUUUUCAGAAAGCGAAGGGACAACGAGUGACCGGAAUCAAGAAUUAGAUACUGUACGUUUCAAUGACUUCGCUAUGCCUCUGCAAAAGUUUGGGGAACAAGAUAAGAUGCUUCUUCCUCAGACACGUCGUCAGGAGUUUUUGAAAGUCAAUCCUUACACAUUAUCGUUCAUCGUUGGACAAUGGUUAACAUCGCAUCGUCGGCUACAUCAAUCGGACCUGGAACUUAAUAACAAAUAAGUGAAUAGGCGUUCUGUUGAAUUCUAGAUUUACCACUAGAUAAUAAAACACAUGAAAUUGAUAAAAGCGAAAGUUGUAACGAUACGUUUUGGUUGCUAUAUCGUAACGUCUUUAAAUAUUUCUUCGAUUCAUAGAUAAUAAUAAAUUAUUAAGUAAUUGUUGGUACUCUCUGUAUAUUGUUUCCAUUUGAAUUACAUAAUAAGAUGUUAUUGUACUUUGCAACUGUGGCAUGUAUUUAUUGCUUCUUUCUGUAAUGAAUUAUAGUUAUUUAUACAUAUACAUAUAUAUAUCUAAUUUACAUUAUGUGUAAGCAUAGAAUGAAC
Molecule: messenger RNA, 882 nt
Organism: Nomia melanderi (Alkali bee)
Lineage: Eukaryota; Metazoa; Arthropoda; Insecta; Hymenoptera; Halictidae
Source: RefSeq, a predicted model, not a curated record